This is a messenger RNA of Parnassius mnemosyne (clouded apollo), 3110 nucleotides long. NCBI's taxonomy places the organism in Eukaryota, Metazoa, Arthropoda, Insecta, Lepidoptera, Papilionidae. The record is from the annotation of a GenBank genome assembly.
AAAUAUUUUUUGCAAAGUGCGAAGCUCUUUGGUGCGAAGUGCGAACUAAUAAACUACGAGAUUGAUUUUAAUAUUAUUGGUUGAAUUUGUUUAAAGUUUUCAUUAAAAAUAACUUAUUAGAGUAAAAUAAAAUAAUUAAUUAAAAUGGAAGCUAAUAUAUUGGAUAAUGGUCAUUCGAUACAUUGUUUACCAGACGAAGUUAUAUUUAUGGUGUUAAAACACCUAAGUAUUCACGAAAUUAUAAAUUUCGGUUCGUCAUGUAAACGUUUUAACGAAUUAGUUAACAGUAACCAUGUUCUUUGGAAAAAUAAAUUUAAAUGCAUGUUUCCAGCUAUUUUUGAGAUUGCUGAAAAGUUUGGUGAUAGUAAUUGGCUGAAUGAUUUAAAGGAUUUUAUGAAACACAAGCAACUUAUCUACAGGGAACUAAUAACAAUGUCUCCUAAGCAUUAUUGGAAGAAUAACAAACAUUAAACAAGAAUAUUAAGAAUGGACGGAAAACAGAAUAAUGACAUGAAAACUAGCCGAUAUCAGUCUGUUAUAUGUGAAAAAUGCAAAUGUAACAGAGAGGCAAGAGACACAAUAUUAUGUUCGCAAUGCAAAAAAAGAUUCGACUUUCAUUGUAUUGGCUUGUCGGAAAAGCUAUAUCGAUUAAUGCAAGCGGAAAAAAAAUCUGCGUGGAAAUGCAAAAUCUGCUUAAAAAACCAAAAAGAAUUGAAAUCUACACGUUCACACACGGAAGAUAAAAACAUUACAAUAAGAAAAAGGACUGUUUCAGCAGUUAAACAAACUGGGUCACCUAAAUCCGAAUUAGUAGUAGAUAUAUCAUCUCCUCUGCUGGAUUCAUGCGGAAUCAAUAAGGAAGAAGAAUUCGAAGAACUUGAGGAAUCCUCUCUGGAAAUGCUCUCAAAGAGUGAAGAUUACUCAACUAUUAAAAUAUGCGAAAUGCAGGAAAUGAAGGAAGAAAUUAAAGAAUUAAAAAUUAGUCUCUCGAGUACACAAAAUGAGCUAGAAAAUACGAUAAUAGAAAACAAUGAAUACAAGAGAGAAAUAAAUAAAUUAAAGAAGGAAAUUGAGGUUCUAAAGAACAUCUGUCAAUCUCCAAUAAUUAAAAACACAAAUGAGAUAAAUAAAGGAUUUCACGUCUCACUUACCCCCUCAAAAACUUCUAAAUAUAGCCACACAUCACACUUUUCUCCAAUUUCUUUAAAGAAAUGUGAUAAAAAAUGUAACAACUUGAUAAUUUCCUUACAAAACAAAAUAAAAGAAUCGCAAAAACAAUUGCUGAAUGCCAAAAAAGAGAUUACCGAGCUAGAGAAUCAAAUACAAGAACUUAGCAUCAAGCUUACUUCUCAAGGUGAUAAAGAACAGCUUACAUCUCGCGAUAAAACUGAAUACAAUGAAGAAAAUAAUGCAUUCACAAAACAGAAUAUCUUCAUUAUGGGGACCCAACAGUGUACUGGUCUCGCGGCUGAACUCACUAAAUCAAGAAUGAAUAGCAGAUACGAGGGCUACCAAGUAACAGCGUUCAUCAAGCCAUUUGCAUCUACGGAAGAAGUUCUAAAGCUAUGUACAAACUUAAAGGUAGACACACACGAUAAGGAAAAUUGAUGAUAUAACUCUACAGGAUGUGAGUUAUUUUUUUAAAAUAGCAUCAACCAAUAGUCGCAGCUAUUACUAUACAAUAUAUGUAUUACAAGAUAUUAUUAGGAAAGGUAAUAAAGUCAUUAAUAACUUCCAAAGCAAAAAACCAUAUACAUUAACAGAAUUACAUUAUGCAAAAACUGUAGUUCGCUAUCUUAUACAUUGUUAUCUGGCUGUAAAAUGGGUGAAGGCCCAGAUGAGCCAUGAAAUACCUCCAGAAGUCGUUAUCAAUUACUUCUUGCAGUGGAUUGACACUGUAAACUUACACUUUAACGAAGAUGUUGAAGACCUAUUACAGAAUUUGGCCAAUAAAGUUAAGAUUCAUUUGGAUAAAAUGCAUUUUAAUAGUUUGGUAAAAAGUAAUGACAAAAGAUACACUCCAAGACAAAUAUUUGUAGCAACUUCUCAAAUUCUCUUUCAUCAAAGGCACAUGGCUGUAACAGCAACCGCAAAUUUAGAUACUAUCGAUAUAAUAAAGGUUUGGGAUCAUAAAUAUGGAAACCAGAUUGUUUUAUUUGCCAUUUUUCAAGCAGUGGCUAAAAGAUGUGGCGCAGAGUGUGAACUUAUUGUGUUCUCAAACCAUUUGUUUCUGCAGUGGCGUAGCGACGAAAGCCACCCAAACGCUCAAGUGUUCAAUAUCAACGUCGCUACGGGUGAACUUGAGCCAAAACGCCGAUGUCCAUUCGCACAGAGUAACCAGAACGCCCGUUAUAGAUACAGUGCAGAUUCGUUAUUGCAGUGCCUUCAUUCGUCAUUUCUCAAGACCAUGGGUGCUAUAAAAAGCUGGACGACACAAAAUGCGUCAGAUCUUUUAGGAUUCCUGGGUGGAAAUUAUAGCAUUCCUAGUCCAUACGACAAUUUUUAUCAAUAUUUGUUCCGGCAUAUUGAUUUGGCGGGUUUAAAUUCAAAUCUAAACAUGAAAAAUCUGACCGAAAAAGAAUUACAGAUUAUAUCUUUGUUAGUACAUUUGAAUGCAGCUGGAGCGACAAACAAAGCAGUUAAAAUAUCAGAAGUGAAAAAGCACCACAGCAGUGUCCUUUACGCUGUAGGUAUGAUAUGCUGCCACAAGGAACACGAAUAUGUAUGUAUAGUACGUGGCUGGGAUCUGACUUGUGGCUCGGAGUGGCGUGCCGGCAUCCCAACGAAGGAUCUCAAUUUUGGCCACAACCAGCCCUUUUAUCACGUGGUAGCUGCCGAUCAAUCGCAAAGAUACGUUGCACAAGAAAACUUAAUCGCUUUGACUCAUCCAACCCGGUUGUACCAUUUAGAAGAAUUAGUAGCUAAAGAAUUCAAUCACUUUGAUGGCUUCAGCUAUGUUCUUAAUGAUCAGAAAAAACUAGAAUACCCAGAUGAAGACCCAAUUGUAGAGGUAUUCCGACAACGAUCCCAUGUAGCGUAAAAGUAAUUUAUAAGUUUAUAACCAUAAUUUAUUAUAUAAAAUAUUAUUCAAUAAAACUAUAAGUUACAGU